Saccoglossus kowalevskii is the source of this 410-nucleotide messenger RNA. Its product is annotated as phospholipid scramblase 1-like. Gene Ontology annotation, molecular function: phospholipid scramblase activity. Gene Ontology annotation, biological process: plasma membrane phospholipid scrambling. The record is from RefSeq and is a predicted model, not a curated record. Gene Ontology annotation, cellular component: plasma membrane. NCBI's taxonomy places the organism in Eukaryota, Metazoa, Hemichordata, Enteropneusta, Harrimaniidae.
AUGCAGCCUACUGGAGAUGAACCCAAGGGGUUUGGAUGGGCUGACAAAUUCUGUCCUCCUGGGCUGGAAUACUUAACGCAAGUAGAUCAACUAUUAGUAAAACAAAAGGUGGAACUAUUUGAAGUGUUCACUGGAUGGGAAACAAGAAAUCGUUUUGUUAUUGCGAACAGUCUUGGACAGCAAUGCUACUACGCAGAGGAAGAAAGUACUGCGUGUAUGCGUCAAUGCUGUGGGGGCGCUAGAGGCUUCACUAUGCAUAUAUCAGACAACGCAGGACAGGAGGUGAUGCGUUUAAACCGUGAGUUUAAGUGUUGUGCUGGUUGCUGUUGGUGUGCUAAUAGUGACUGCUGUGCUUUUGAAUUGAGUGUGGAAGCACCCGUUGGUAAUAUUGUUGGAUAUGUCAGACAAGC